GCGAAGAUGACGUCCUGAAAUAUGAUAAGCCCAAUGUUACAGUUACAGCACCAGCAUCUUGUGAUAUCUUGAAAGUCUUUAUAUACAAGAAGCGACUAAGUUUUUCGCGCGAUCACCAAAGAACCUAGGCUAAAUACGGAUCGCAGAGCACCGCAGAAUGCAGGUCACGCGGAUGGGAACGCCCACCGGGGCGCCGGUCUACCAACCGCAGUCGGCAACAAUGGGUGUGGUGCAGCCCGUCGCAGUGGCGCCUGUUCAGCUAGCCCCUGCACCGCAAUAGAUGGUUGUCAUGGUUUCACCAAGGGCGCCAGUACAAGGUAUGCAGUAUGUCCAGCCGGCACAGGAGGGAUCUACGCUAGUACAGUACACACCUCCACAAGGGGGAAUGCGAGCGCCACAGCAGGUUAUGGUUGAUCCCGCUCAGCCAGCACGGCCACCUCAACCGGCGCAAAGACCCGCGGGAGGGAAAGAGAAGCUGAAACAACCAGAAGGCAUAUGCGCAAACGUCUGUGGACCAUACUUUUCCUUCAUCUCCUAGGAAGAUGAAAACAAUCAACAUCUUGUUCUCUACAAGAACUUCAUACAUUGCAUCUCGAUCACCCUAAUGUUGGUCUUUUGCUUUACAAAUAGCUACAGCUGCGUCCACAGGCAUAUCUGCACGUUUAUGUAGCGUGUCAUUACAACAUCCUUUCCUUGCCUCCUUUCAGAUGCAUGACAUGCUGUUUGGGCAUUAGGAUGUGGGGCAUGUUGGCUCUCGUUCUGGGAGAAGACCCAGACUUUCUGGGCGAUGUUGUGGAUACAGUGGGAGACAUAAGAUGCACUGCGGUGGAGGUUGCGGGAGAUGCCGCAGGCGAAGUCGGGAAAGUGGCCGGCAACGUUGUUCAGUCUUAAAGCGAGGCGCACCAAUCUGAGACAAACAUCAAAUAAAAAUGUGCAGUUGUUGCGCUUGUGCCUUGAUAUAGUGUCACUGUUGUAAUCCGUAAAUGUUGUGGGUGUACCACGACCAUUGGUUCUUGUUUUUCCCGUCCCCUUCCUGGUUCUUCGUGUAGGGGCGCACCGCGCACCACUUUGCGCUCAAUACCACUUAUGCUUGGUGGUGAAUACACAACGAGCUAUGUUCUCAAUCAUAUUAAGUAAGAU
Amoebophrya sp. A25 is the source of this 1140-nucleotide messenger RNA. NCBI's taxonomy places the organism in Eukaryota, Dinophyceae, Syndiniales, Amoebophryaceae. The record is from the annotation of a GenBank genome assembly.